Molecule: messenger RNA, 2184 nt
Organism: Monodelphis domestica (gray short-tailed opossum)
Lineage: Eukaryota; Metazoa; Chordata; Mammalia; Didelphimorphia; Didelphidae
Source: RefSeq, a predicted model, not a curated record
UUAAAGGAGGAAAAAGGAGAGAGGGCUCGAGAGAGAAGGAUGGAUAAAGAAGGGAUAGAGAAAGAAAGGAGUAUACAGACAGGGAAAAGGGACAAUGAAUGAGGGUGAGAAGAGAGUAAGGGAUACAGGGAGGGAAGGAGAGCAGAUGCGAGGAGACCAAGGGUAGGAGAGGGAGCAAGUCACAGAAGAAGAGGGCGAGCCCAGGCAGAAAGGGAGAGCGGGAGGGAGGCAGAACAGAGGGGAAAGGUGUGGAGAAGAUCUUCGAGUUUGCCAGCACUCUGGGCACUGGCCAAUUGUCAACAACUUUUCCUUUUUGAGCCUCGGCUUCUCAGGAUGGAUGUCCCAUGCCAGUUCUCUGAGACCUGCAGCAACCCCUGCAUGGUGUCCCCCCCCGCCCCCCUCCGGGUCGGGCAUUGGAUUGGUCCGGGUUAUGGAAUACUGGCAUGGCCGUUGUCCAUUCAGAAUCUUUGGUUUGAGUUGCUAGGUAGGCGGUUCCUGUUUGUUUGUUUGUGUGUUCCCCGGAGAGAAAUGGACUCCCUCUGCUCUAGCUUCUGAGACAAACAUUUUAGCGUUUUACAGUGAUUUUGCACAAUGGAAAAUCUAAAAAGUGAGGCAAGUGCUCAUUCUGAAGAACCGAAAACCUUAGGGGCAGCAUUCUCAAAAAGGAAACUUACAGUUAUUAAAGAAUAUACUAGCUCUGAUGGUGAACAGAUUAUGGACAAAUAUAUAAGUGAAUUUCAAUCAGAAGAAAAUUCAGAAAAUAAUAUUGUUUCUUUGAAAAGCUUCACUGAAGAUACUGUCAGCGUACAAUCAAUACCAUUACAGAAACCAUAUUCAGAAGAUGAUUUUCAAAAAUUUGAAGUUAGGAACAGCAAACGUAGAAUUAAAAUUGGAACUCACAGAAAACGUGUUGGGAAAGAGCUACAUAGAAUUGUGAGUUGCACAGCUUGUGGACAACAUAUGGACCAUUUUCAGAAGGAGUCAAUAUAUCAACAUCCUGCACUGAACGUUCUUAUUUGUAAGAGCUGCUACAGAUAUUAUAUGAGUGAUGACAUAAGCCGUGAUUCUGCAGGAAUGGAUGAGCAAUGCAGAUGGUGUGCAGAAGAUGGAGACUUAAUUUGUUGUAGCAAUUGCCAUAAUGCUUUUUGCAAAAAUUGUAUCUGGCGUAACCUCGGGCAAAAGGAGUUAUCAAAAGUAAUGGAGGAACAAAAGCAGUGGCAUUGCUAUAUUUGCCAACCUGAGCCUUUGUUAGAUUUGAUUAUUACAUGUGACAGUGUGUUUGAGAAUUCAUCACAUUUGAUACAACAGAAGAAAAAGCAGGUAACGUUUGUAAGUGAUGAAAAGAUAUGUGAUUACCCACAUGAAAUCCACUCCCUGCAAAAAGAUAUAUAUUGUGCUGAAGAGAACAUCCAGUUAGAUGAUUCUUCCUCUAGUUCUAUAACUUUUUUUCUCCCAUCAUUAAUACUUCCAAAAGAUUUGAUUAUGAAGACAAAAAAUCUAGUUGAUAGCACUAUAAAUAUGAACUAUAAUUUCCUUAAAUUUUUGGAAAGAACAGCCAAUAAUCCACAAAUUAGCUCAGCUGUGAAGUUAAAUCAAUUGAGAGAUUUACAAUCUUUGAUGCAUGAUAUCAGAAACAGUUAUGAGACAUUAGAUGAAUACUUGAACAAGGAGAUAAGCAGCUUGCUUGUUAGAGAUAAGGAAGAAAAUGUUUUAAGAUACAUAAGUGAGACUACAGAAAAAUAUCUUGAAAUUGAAAAUGUAGGUGAAAAUCUUAAGUAGAAAAUAAAUUUAUUAUGAAGACAAAAAGUUUUUACUUGACACAACUAGUAUAGAAAUAGCAGUUUCUACAACUGAAGAAUUACAGUAUGAAUGUGCAAGUACAUCUUAAUCUGUAGAGAUGAACAUUGGAUCUAUUCCUUCUUCAGGAUCUAAAGAUAUUUUUGAGAUUCUGAAAUCAUUUGUUAAUAUCUAGAAUGUGUAGUUGGAAUGUUGUAGCCUAGGACUAUGUUCCCUAGAAUUCCUUCCCUCUGUGUCCUCAUGUAUGUUUUUACGUUGGGUUGUUAAAAGUUUCUGUAACCACACCUUUGGUCUCUUUUUUUCCCUGCUAAUGCAGCUAGAAAAACACUCUUUUCUCUCUCUCACUUUCCUUCAAGUUAUAAUUAUUAAUAAACCUUAUUAAAAUAA